Messenger RNA from Microsporum canis CBS 113480, 1533 nucleotides. Its product is annotated as metal ion transporter. The transcript has a single exon. Gene Ontology annotation, biological process: transmembrane transport. The record is from RefSeq and is a predicted model, not a curated record. NCBI's taxonomy places the organism in Eukaryota, Fungi, Ascomycota, Eurotiomycetes, Onygenales, Arthrodermataceae. The coding region runs from base 1 to 1533 and encodes 510 amino acids.
AUGGAUCGUCUUAUUCAAAUUCUUCGCAAGCCGGGAGCGAAGGGUGAAAUCAGCGGGAUUGCUCCUACGCAGCAGGUGGCGGAGAAGGAGAAAACCGUCCAGAAUGUCACUGGAUACGUCACGACUUCCAAGCGGAGGAUGCUUGAUCGUUGGCUUGACUGGGUCGUCCGUGCCUCGGGAUCCAAGUUUGUAUUCUUCUUGAUUCUCUCAGGCCUCCUGACCUGGGUUUUACUUGGUAUUCCCUACGGCAAGACAAGCAGCUGGCAGGUUGGCAUCUCCGAUGUGCAAGCUAUUUUGUGUUAUGUUUUCGACUCCUUCCUAGUGCGCCAGCAGUUGAACGAGUACGAGGAUGAGAUGAUGGCAGCGGCGCAAGUGCAAUCACGGCUGAUGAGCCAUUUCAGGAUGAUCAGGAGUCUCCAACAAGCAAGCAAGACGGAUGGACGUGUUCGUGGCUUUGUUCAAAGCGAGCGUCAACCGGACGAGAGUGAACUGAAAAUAGACCUUCCUCAGAAUACCCGCUUUGGUCGAUGCAUCACUGCAUGCGCGCACGUCCUAGGGCAUCUGGUCACUAUUGUCCUUUUCUGGGCUGGCGUUAUCAUUUGGAUCGGCAUAGGCCCUCUCAGUGGGUGGAGUGAUACUUGGCAGCUCUAUAUGAACUCGGCUUCCUCUGCUCUGAUGGUGUUCGUGUUCUCAUUUCUUACCAAUAUCCACGAACGCCAUUCUGGCUAUAUGAAGAGAUGCCUGGAUGCGAUAUUCUCCGUGGACUCGAGGUUGGAGUUGAGGCUCAGAUCACUGACAGGUGACCGGCUGAGCAAUGGUAUGGUAAUAAUUCCAGCUCCUAAGAUGAACUCCAUUCAGCGAGCGAUCUUCUACUACGCAGACUUCGUAGGCACCUUGGUCGGUAUUGCCAUUCUGAUGGCUGUUAUUGCGGUCUGGGCUGCCGUCGGUCCACUCCUACAUUUCAGCUCCGGUUGGUGGCUUCUCAUCGGGACAUAUGCUGGCCUUGUUGGAAUGAACGAUGCCUUUGUGUUGCGAAAUAUGCAGGCCCGUUUGGGAGGAUAUGUUGAUGCUGAGUUUGACAAGAUCGAGGCAGAAGAUGAAAGGCUCUUUGCCAUGACCGGAUUGCAAAUUCCAGCAAAGGAAACACCCAACAAUACGUCCAUUACCUACCGCAUCUCCGAAGCCAUAGGCCGUAUCAGCGCACAUGAACUCUCGGUUGUGGCGGCCUUUAUUUCCAUUGUCGGGUUGAUUACCGGUGCCAGUGCGAUGAGAUGGAGCUUGACGGGUCAGCUACUCUGCAACGUCCCACCAAGCAUCAUGGAGUCUUUCCUCAUGAUCGUUCUCAUCACAGGCCAUAACUCCGCGGGGAGUAGAAAGAUUGCCGACUUACAGACAGUCCAUGAGCGACGCCAAAGACUUCUUUCGUUUGUGAAUCACCUUGAGUUGCUGGGCGGCAAAUCGGGCCAGCCAAUUCAGAGGAGCCAAACUGAAUCAACUCUCGUGGUCUCCAUGUCCGCGGAUAAGGUCCUUUAG